AUGGCGGCGGCGGCGGAGCCUAUGGGGCAACAGUGGGUGCUGGUGGAGAUGGUCCAGGCCUUCUAUGAGGCUCCAGCGUACCACCUUAUUUUAGAAGGUAUUUUGAUCCUAUGGAUAAUCAGACUGCUUUUCUCUAAAACAUACAAACUUCAGGAGCGAUCUGAUCUUACACCUAAGGAAAAGGAAGAGUUGAUUGAAGAAUGGCAGCCAGAACCUCUUGUUCCUCCAGUACCAAAAGAUCACCCAGCACUGAAUUACAAUAUUGUUAAAGGGCCUCCAACUCACAACAUUAUUGUGAAUGACAAGGAAUGCAUAAACUUUGCAUCAUUUAAUUUUCUUGGGCUUUUGGAUAAUGAAAGACUUAAAAAUGCUGCCCAGGCAUCUCUGGCAAAAUAUGGUGUUGGCACAUGUGGCCCUAGAGGAUUUUAUGGCACUUUCGAUGUGCAUUUGGAACUGGAAGAGCGACUUGCCAGAUUUAUGAAGACCGAGGAAGCUAUCCUGUAUUCCUAUGGAUUUGCUACAAUUGCCAGUGCUAUUCCUGCCUAUUCAAAACGGGGCGACAUUUUGUUUGUUGAUGAAGCAGCCUGCUUUGCUGUUCAGAAAGGGCUCCAAGCGUCCAGAAGUAACAUUAAGUUUUUUAAGCAUAACGAUAUGGCUGAUCUUGAGCAUCUACUACAAGAGCAAGAGAUUGAAGAUCAAAAGAACCCUCGAAAAGCCCGUGUAACACGAAAAUUUAUUGUGGUAGAGGGGUUGUUUAUUAAUACUGGGGAUAUUUGUCCUCUGCCAGAAUUGGUAAGCAAAGUAAUUGAUGACAUUGAUCUUAUAAGUGCAAAUAUGGAAAAUUCCCUGGCUUCUAUUGGAGGAUUUUGCUGUGGACGAUCCUUUGUUAUUGACCACCAGAGGCUGUCCGGCCAAGGCUAUUGCUUUUCAGCCUCUCUGCCUCCUCUUCUAGCGGCCGCUGCCAUUGAAGCUCUCAAUAUCAUGCAAGAAAAUCCAGGUAUUUUUCAGGUUUUAAGACAAAAAUGUAAGCAAAUAUACAAAGCUUUACAAGGAGAGGAAAAACCUCAGGGGACAACAUUUCAGAAGGAUCUGAAAGUUGAGAACCAGCCUCAAAUGGGGAAAUGCUAUGCCACGCAAGACGAUGAUGAAAAUGUCCCCAAUCCAAGGAGUCAAACAGCCACAGCUGCUCAGUCUUGCCAGGUUUUAGUCAAAAUUGAUGACAUUGAUCUUAUAAGUGCAAAUAUGGAAAAUUCCCUGGCUUCUAUUGGAGGAUUUUGCUGUGGACGAUCCUUUGUUAUUGACCACCAGAGGCUGUCCGGCCAAGGCUAUUGCUUUUCAGCCUCUCUGCCUCCUCUUCUAGCGGCCGCCGCCAUUGAAGCUCUCAAUAUCAUGCAAGAAAAUCCAGGUAUUUUUCUGGUUUUAAGACAAAAAUGUAAGCAAAUAUACAAAGCUUUACAAGGGAUUCCUGGUCUACGACUAGUGGGACAGUCAUUUUCCCCAGCAUUACAUCUCCAGUUAGAAGAAAGUACUGGAUCUCGAGAAAGUGACAUGAGACUACUGAAAGAAAUUGUAGAAUAUUGUAUGAACAGAGGUAUUGCUUUAACUCAGGCUCGCUAUUUGGAAAAAGAAGAAAAAUAUCUCCCUCCACCCAGCAUACGGGUUGUGGUGACGGUAGAACAAACAGAACAGGAAUUGGAAAAAGCCGCCUCCCUUAUCAGAGAAGCUGCAGAAUCUAUACUAACCUGAGGCUGGAUUGCUUGGAUUUCUGUCUCACACAACACUAGGGUGCUGGUGUUUUCACAGUGUAAUGACUUGCACUUCAGAGAUUUAAAUUAUUUGGAUUAUCAUUUGAUGGAACUGAAAGGUGGACUUUAUUGGGUCAUUUCACACACAAAAACAGAUAUACAAAUACUGGAACACUGAACAUACACUAUAUGUAUAAAGGUUUAGCUCUAUUUUUAGAUAGUUUAAAUUGGGAAUCAUUGUUUCUCUAAUAUUUCACUUGAGCAAGAUGUCUCUGUUCUCAAAAGUCUUUCCCUAGUUUUCUAAAUGCAUAACAUUUUUUUUGAAAUAUGUUAAAGUACAUGAAAGAAUAUGAAUGUUUACAGAAUAUUCUUAAUUUAAUCAUUCUUAAUAAAAUACAGUUUUGAGCAUUUUUCAAAAAAAGAAACCCUGUUGUCAAAAUAGAUACUUAACAUGGGAUCCUAUGGAAUUAAGUAUUUAAGGAGCUUUUAUUACCCUUGUAUGUGAAUUUUUGUUUAGCUCAUUCCACCUCUGAAUUUCUUGAAAACAUUAGCUUUUUUAAAAUCUUUGUUGAAUUUAAAUUGCAUAUCUCAUAUCAUUCCAGUACCAUUAUGAGUUGCCAUUUACCUUUAUUUACUAUGUACUGAACUUUUACACCAGUGCCCCAACUACUGAUAAUGUACAGUCAUUUAAAGCCAUAAUAUGGACAUAAAGUUACCUAUUUACACUUCAUGUGGAAUAUGCAGUUUGUAUAUUAAAAGAGUAUUAUGCAAGGUUGACUACCCCUGCGUAAAGCAACAGUCUGUUAUACCUCAGAAGUUACAAUAUGCCAAUAUUCUUGUAACCUUCAAGGUAGCUGAGAUGUUGAGAUAAUUGUAAUGUGAAUUGCCACAAGUAGGGUUCCAAAGACUAUGUUUAAGAUCUUCUAAUAUGUUCAGGUUGGAUUCUUUACCCUUGUGCCUUCUUUGGUUGCUGCUAAAUGGAUUCCAGUGCUAUAUUUGGAAGUAUUUUUUUAAUAAAAACAU
This is a messenger RNA of Protobothrops mucrosquamatus (brown spotted pit viper), 2768 nucleotides long. It is a transcript of the gene SPTLC1, whose product is annotated as serine palmitoyltransferase long chain base subunit 1. Gene Ontology annotation, biological process: sphingosine biosynthetic process; ceramide biosynthetic process. The transcript is spliced from 20 exons. Gene Ontology annotation, cellular component: endoplasmic reticulum. Bases 1 to 1746 code for a protein of 581 amino acids. Gene Ontology annotation, molecular function: pyridoxal phosphate binding; serine C-palmitoyltransferase activity. The record is from RefSeq and is a predicted model, not a curated record. Lineage: Eukaryota; Metazoa; Chordata; Lepidosauria; Squamata; Viperidae.